UGCGGGCGCCAACCGAGAACCGCGCGACUGCCGCUCCGCUGAUAGCUCGCUCCGUAACCACUGAGUGAUACGCUCCUCUUAUGACACGUUUCAGUGACGAACUGUUCUAUGAAAACGACUGAGUAGAGCCGCUUCCCGGCAACUUAUCGAAUGGACUCUAACACGAUAAGAGUGGCCGCGCCGCAGGGGCCUUUGAACAAAAUGCUUUAUGGAAGUGUUUCGGACUCUGAAUGCUGAUCGGUGUCAAGUGUUUGCGUAAAAAACUAUGCUCAGAGUUGGUGUGACAAAAAAUUUUCGGAGACGCAAGUCAAAACGGUGAGGUGUGUACUUAACCCGAGUGAUGUGCAAGGUGCCGGAGGUCUGAACAAAGUGACGGCGGGCGACAAGCUGGGGCCCGACGAGGCGCACGACGCCGCUGCGCACGCUCUACAACUGCAGACGAUGACUUCUACGAUGGGAAUAAUGACACUCAGCCGCGGCCCGUGUGACUUGGACAACAUGAGUCUGUUCCAAGACCUCAAGCUAAAGAGGCGGAAAGUUGACUCCAGAUGUAGUAGCGAUGGUGAGUCAGCUGCCGACACCAGCACGUCAUCGCCGGACCCGGGCCCACCGUCGCCGCGCAUGGCUGACGCGGGGUGCAGCACGCCGCCACACCCGCCGCCCGUGUUUGACGGCGGCGGCUCACCUUCGCCAUCUCCCGCCUGCCACCCCACUGUCAUUCGAUCUGCGCCACCUUACUCCUGUAUCAAGUUCGAGGGAGCGCCAGCUCCGAUUAAGACAGAGAGCUCUCCGGCGAACAAACAUGAAGCAAAUGUUCCUUCUCAAAUGUCUACCGUUAAGUUAGAAGGGACACCUUCUGAAUUACCCCAGCCAUACAGACCGCGUGUGGUUCCUCAACCACCUUCUAGUUCGCACGCAUCCCUCGCGCCAAGUCCUUGGCCGUCGUCGGCUUGCAUAAACGGCGUCAAGCCAGAAUUAAUUGGCGGACAUUUCCCACCCCAGCCAUUGGAACCCAAGAGUGGUGCGCGUGGUCCAACGCAAUGGCGAGGAGCGCCAGCAGUAAUAAUGGGAGAAUCGGGUGGUGUUCGAACGAUGUUCUGGACGUUGCCUGCAUCCUCGGCUACUGGUGAACCUGCAGCAAGCGCAUCACAUACACCAACUCCGCCUACUCCAGAUCCUACAACAUGCACGGAAGAAUCCGCUGCGAGACUACUUCUUAAUUUGGGUGGAGAGUUAAGGCGACCACGGGGGCCACCUUUGAACAUGGAGCUGCUCUGGGCAGGUGACGUGUCUCAAUUACCAGCUCAUCAACAAUUACAUGCGUUGAACUUAAGUGCAGCAGCCGGCAGCAUGCCAGGUGCCUCCGCUGUGGCAGGAGCAAGCUCGCUUGCAUUACCAAGGCCCGAAUUACGAACCUACGCGCCAGAAGCUGAACGCGAUGAGGACGAGCAACCUAUGAUUUGUAUGAUAUGUGAGGACAAAGCAACAGGACUACAUUACGGUAUUAUCACGUGUGAAGGUUGCAAAGGUUUCUUUAAAAGAACUGUACAAAAUCGACGUGUUUACACGUGUGUCGCUGAUGGUGGCUGUGAAAUCACGAAAGCACAAAGAAAUAGAUGUCAAUAUUGCCGGUUUAAAAAGUGUAUUGAACAGGGAAUGGUGUUACAAGCUGUUCGUGAAGAUCGGAUGCCUGGUGGGCGAAACAGUGGAGCCGUCUACAACCUAUACAAAGUUAAAUAUAAGAAAAAAAAGGCUGGGAAGGCGGCGACAACGACAAGUCGAGCGUCGCCGCCUGAAAAACCCAAGGAACCUUUACCACCUCUCCCACCGCACCUCGUCAAUGGAACCAUACUUAAGACUGCACUAACCAAUCCUAGCGAGGUUGUACAUUUAAGAGCACGGCUUGAGAGCGCCGUGUCGUCAUCGCGAGAUCGUGCUAUACCUCUAGAAAGAGCGUUACACAUGAUCCGAGCGUUGAUUGACUGUGAUGCGAUGGAGGACAUUGCCACCGUCCGGCACCUACCAGACCUAUUACAUGAUACGUCAGAAAUAGGCGACAAGCUCUGCAAGAUCGGUGACUCUAUCGUCCACAAGAUGGUCGCGUGGACGAAAAAGUUACCUUUCAUCAUGGAGAUACCCAUGGAAAUCCACUCGAAGUUAUUGAUGGAGAAGUGGCACGAGAUCUCAGUCCUGACGACGGCGGCUUACCAAGCGAUGCAUGGGAAACAUGCUCACGCGCCUCCAUCGUCGGACCACGAACAUGAUUUUAUGCAAGAGGUGAACGCGAAUCUUCGGACGUUACAAAAUUGCCUAACAUCAUUGAUGGGGAGACCCAUCACGCUGGAGCAGCUGCGGCUCGACGUGGGGCUGGUAGUUGAGAAGAUGACGCAGAUCACGUGUGUCUUUCGGCGCAUCCAGCUCAGGAUGGAGGAGUACGUCUGUCUGAAGGUCUACAUACUGUUAAACCAAGAGGUUGAACUGGAGGGUAUCCAGGAUCGCUACGUGCAGGUGUUGCGGAGUUACCUGGAGCAUGCGGCACCGCACCACCCCGGUCGUCUGCAGGAACUCUUCGCCAGGAUACCAGAAAUCCAAGCCGCGGCGAACCUCCUACUCGAGAGUAAAAUGUUCUACGUACCUUUCGUGUUGAACUCGGCUGAGAUCAGAUAGUAUAUGGCGCAGCAGGGUGUCUAGUUCUCGAUGUACGAGCGACUGGUCCCCCGCCCCCGGCCCCGCUGCACCCUCGUCUUAUGAUCACCGCACACCACGCUGUGUUCACCAGUCCAGCACAAGAGUUCGUACAAAUGUUCCUACUACUCGGCCCCCGACAAUAAAGUCAAAGAGUCGACAAUAGCGCCGCGGAAAAUUCCGAUGGUACGACAGCAGAACAAUAAGAAAUCGCAAAAGGACUGUUUUACAACGUUGGAAGCGCAAAACAGUACCGAUAAAUCUGAAGACAAGCGGACUGUUUAGAGUGUGAUAAGGACCUCAGUACAACCCUGAUCGAAGUCAACAACGACAUCUCUGCGUGUCGAGAGAAUGGUUACACGACGCGCACCGUUCGCGCCGCAGUGACAGGUUCGAGUGCAAAUAAGACAGUGCGGUACAUUUAUACCCUUGUUGAGUCAAUGUGUGUAUUGGUAUAUUGUUUAGUAGAGGAAUUAAAACGUCCCAAUUGACAGACUGAUUUAUUAUAAAAUAAUUAGUGAUUAAGUACCAGGGACUUGAAUGCGUGUUUUAUACGUGGUAGUGUAUACUAACUAGUGUUAAAUAGAAUAAAAUAUAUAAUUAUGUUACUAUUUAAAUUUGUCAGUCGGAAAUCGCAUAAUAUAUAUAUAUAAAUAAUUAUUAUUUCUGUAAAUAUAGACUGUAGAUUAUGAUAAAAAUAAAAGUUGUUUUUAGACAGAAUUGUUUCUUGUAAAUGAAAUAUUGCUGUUUUAGUUUGCAUUUUAUAUCGUGUAGGUAUCCAGUCGUUUAAACUUUUAAACUGAGUGGAAAAAAUUUAAUUUAAUUUUUUAUGACUUGUACGUAAUGUAAGUAGCACUAAGUACCUACCUACCUACUCUCAGUGUUUACCAAGACUGCUUGUAUACAACUAUAACUGUUUUAUACACUAAUUUAGAGUGGUCUCGCUCGGUUCUUAGUCACAACUAAUGCAUUUUUAUUGCCAAUACUUCGCAUAACACUUGUGCAUAAUUAUUACUAUGUUUCUGUAUAAACCAUUUCCCAUUCUGGUCUAAUUAGGUUUAAGCGACCAUGCACAUACCCUUAAGAGCGUGUGUUAUGGUUUCUUAUGUGUACAAUCCUUUGUUAUUCUAAGCCGACGAGAUUUUGUUUCUUGAGGUGCUUUAUUAUACUUUGCUUCCUUCAAUGUGUUCAAACUUUUGUGCUCAAUCUAUCGUUGUUUUUUGACGAUUCAUUAAAUUCACCUAUUUCAAUAUCAUCAUUUCAUGUUUCUGUAAUAAAACAUUGUUUUCCUGGUACUAUAUUAACAUAAUACAAUUACAUUUUUAACAAAAAUUGGUAAUAAAUAAUUUGAAAUGUUAAAGUUACAAGAUUCUGAGCACCACACGUUUACAAAAAGCUUUUAUUUUAGGCUUAAUUUUUAUUUUUACAAAAAAGAUAUUGUCAUUAUUUCAUAUCAAAGAGAAUCAUUUCAACACUCCUUUCUUAAAAGCAAGACAUACCCCUAUAUCCUUCAUCUCCCAUAACAUCAGUACCCUUAGAACGAUCAACAACACAAAUCGCACAAUUAACAUUGUUUUCUUAAUCGUAUCGUACUAAAAUCUAUAACUAAUCGUCAUAAAAUCAUAAUUCAUAGUUAACAUUUUAUCAUUAUUAUUAUAUAACGUGGCAUCAAACAGAACUAAGUCAGUCAUAUUAGACAUAAAAAAUAUAAAAAAUAACAAAUCUUUAAACUAAGUGAUGAUAUUAGACUUUCCGAUCUUAAAACUCAAAAACCAGUAAUCACUGCCUCGACUUUUUCAAGUUAUUUGCCGUUAUCGUUAUUAACACUCGUAUUAAUCGUUAAUAUUAAAUUGUAUUAAACGUUCCAUCAACGGUGAACAGUUACCACUAGCUAUAGGUAAAGGCUACGUCUGCCUUGUUAAAAUUAAGUAAUUACAACCAAAAAAGUUCGUUCUAGGGACUUAGGUUCUAGUUAAAUAAACGGUGUAUGCCUUAGCAUUGUUGAAUUCAAUGUCAACAAUUCAACAUACAUUAUGAUAGAGAUAUAUGUGUGUUCGUUAAGAGAAUCUUCUGAUUUAUUUAAGAAAAAUAAUCUGUUUUUACUAACGUACAAUACCCCAUUUUUAUUGUAUUCUAUACCAUUUGGAGAAUUUGAUAUUGUGAAUUUAAAUUAGAAAAUCACAAGUUUCCAGGCCAGUUAAAAUAUACUUAGAAAUAACAUCAAAGCUUUCUUUCUAAUAAAAUAAAAACAACUUAGUAGUAAUAAAAUCUUUCCAGUUAUAUUAGACAAAAUGAUUACAAUACAAGAGCCGUUUCUACUGUCUUUCUUACAGAUAACAAUUUUUAUACUUAGAAAGGACAAUGAUUUGAGAUCCUUAAUUGAAUGAGCGACACACGUCCGUUCCUCUUCGCGUUACCAUUAAUUAAGUGUUAGCAAUUAUUAAUGUGUUUGUAAAUUGUAAGUUAUUAGUUUGAAUACGACCAGUUACGAUACUGCCAUCAAAUGCCUAAAUAGUUUGUCAGUUAAUUUUGUUAUAUUUUACGUAUGUUUAGUUAAGUUGAUGAUGUCGGUGAAAUUAUUAGUUAAUUGUGAUAGGAAACAGUGAUGUUUAUCGUGUCUAGUUUGCAAUCGGUCUCGCUUGCGUGAUUCUUCAUAUUUCUCGGACUGGUGAAUACUACACGACAAUUCGAUAACUAUAUUUAUUUAUUAAUUUUUAUCUAACGUAAUAUAAUCAAUUAGUUUGUAAAUACACCAUCAGAACGACGGUGGUAAAUCUAAAGUCUGAGGUAAAGAUGCCUUUAUAGAUUUUUAAACAUGUAAUGACGGAAAUCGUUAAUAAAAUAACUAUAAUCGCAAAUCGUGCAUCGUUCUACUAAUGUGUAAAUGCUAUGUAAGUAAUAUUGACACUUAUUUUGUUAGUAGCUUAGUGUUAAGGCGAAACUAACGGCAUUCUAUCAAAUGGGAAUUAGAAUUUUAAGGAUGUUAUUGGCAUUGUACAAACGAUAGUAUUUGUUAAUAAUCAAACUAUCAAAUUGGCGCAUUACUGGCGAGUACCUAAUUAGAAUAGUACAUGAGAAGCCCAAAGAGGCUACACAUUGAUAAAACGUGUAAAUACAAUUUUUCUUCACGUGUAAAUGGCCACUCGCUUUUCGUUGCUUUUCUAAAUUCGUUUGCUAGACAGACUAUAGGCUUUUUUCGCCUCUUGAAUGUAAAACUUUAGAACUUUUGUACUUUAAAUAUAACAGAAAUUGAACUGACUGAAAGUGGACUUGGUAAUUCUUAAUCAUUUGCUUCUGCUUACUGUUUUUUUUUUCAUAUUAUAAGCGAUCGUCGAUCUCGUGAGAACGAACGACCUAGCUUGACCGACGCUGAGCACACUUUUAUAAUGUAAAUAAUGAAAUAAAUAUAGAUUCUUGUCACAUUUACGCGUGCAAAAGUAAUAAAUACCAUCCAUUAUUUUUCAAGCUUAUAACACAAUUAUUAUUGCAAAGUAAGUAUAACAUCAGAACCUAGUACAGCAAAUUAACGGUUAAAACAAUAUUAUAUGGCUAUGCAUUUUUUUUCUUUUACUAUAAGUCAAUUACACAAUAAUUAAUCUAAAAUAUACGAGCCUACAUUAUUCACGUCACCGGUUGCUCAGACGUCGGUCAUUAGUUUAUACUGCGAAAAUAUUUUGACUGAUAUUAGUAAAUAAACAUAUUAUUAUAUUAUUACGUAUAAGUGUGUAACAAAAACUUAAUGCAUUUCACAGUUUCUUUACAGUCCAUAAGGAAAAAUAAUUAACGUCUAAGAUAUCGUGACGAAAUAUUUUCACAUUCAUAGAAUAAGAGUAUGGUUUGUUGUGUAUAAAAUAAUAGCGUUUCGUGUAUUUCGGGUAAAAGAGGGUUGAAAUGUGUACAUUAGACAUUGUAAUAAAAUACUUAGUUAUAUAAAAUUGACGUGUGUAAUGCCGUAAAAGAAUAUAUAUUUGGAAAUGUUGACGAGUGUUUGUUGUAUGUAAUUACUUACAAGUCACAGAUGGAUAUUUGAACUCUAUUACCAAUAUAUGUAUAUCUAUUCUAUACAUUGUACAUUUAUUCAGAUGCAUUAACUGUGGAGUUCCGUUUUAGUUACACCAAACAAACACGUUUCGCUUAUCAUUAUGUUUAUUUGGAUAUUGAAGAAAACUUUAUUCAUAUUUGUAUAAUGCAUACGUAAAUCAUCAAUGUUAUAUUAUAUAUAAAAUUACGAUAUUCUCUGUAAAUGUGUACUAAAAGUAUGUCUGUAAAACAAAAAUAUAGAAAAUAUCGUAAAUAGAACAAUAAAAUUAAUUUCUGAGGAAAAACACAUCACAAAUGUAACAAUGUUUUGCGCACUUAAAUUAAAUAGCAACAAUUAUGAGAGUUCUGUGUGGUCGAGUGUUUUGUAUUCACGUAUUUAGUUGGGCUCGCUCAAUACCAAGACUUAUCGCUUUCAGAACUAGCAUACUUAUACGUUAAGUAUUAUGUAACCUUAGGAUCCUUGUUUACAUGUAGAAAAUCACAUUAGUUGCUGACUGCAGUACUGUUCUGGGUGGCUCUACGGCUGUUUGUUAUAAAUCGACCAAGUUAAGUUGUACUGUGUUGGUCAACUAAGAAAAGGAUUAUCCCGAUGCCAUUUCAUACCGCUAUCUCUCUAGUGUUUUUAGUGUUUAGAAAGAAGUGGUUAUUUAAAUAUGACAUCUCGAUAGUCCUACUUUUCAGUGACCCGCAUUGUACAAAUUGUACAGUGAUUGUUUGUAUUAACUCGUUUGUGGUGCGCCGCGUGUUAUGUUAGUCAAUGGAAUGCGUACGGUUUGCCAAGAGAAGUUACCUACAAUUGUGUUUAGUUAGCGAUGCAUAACGUGUUUGUACUUUAAUUUGUUUUUUAGUUAUACUCUUGGAAAUCAAUGGUUAAUAAUUUAAGAAAAUAAAAUGUAUGUGAAAUA
Chilo suppressalis (striped riceborer) is the source of this 7631-nucleotide messenger RNA. NCBI's taxonomy places the organism in Eukaryota, Metazoa, Arthropoda, Insecta, Lepidoptera, Crambidae. The record is from the annotation of a GenBank genome assembly.